Molecule: messenger RNA, 1621 nt
Organism: Osmerus eperlanus (European smelt)
Lineage: Eukaryota; Metazoa; Chordata; Actinopteri; Osmeriformes; Osmeridae
Product: putative ATP-dependent DNA helicase Q1
Exons: 3
Coding region: 250-900 (216 amino acids)
Biological process (GO): double-strand break repair via homologous recombination
Cellular component (GO): nucleus; chromosome; cytoplasm
Molecular function (GO): 3'-5' DNA helicase activity; four-way junction helicase activity
Source: RefSeq, a predicted model, not a curated record
GGAGAAAGAUGCGAGCAAAGCCAUUCGGUCCGUUGUGGCAACGCUGCCGAAUAUCCAACAGCUAAAGCCGGAGCAAGAACAAGUUUUGCUGAGUUUUGUUGGUGGCCAUGAUGUUGUGGCCCUCCUCCCACGGGGUUCGGGAAAAGUUUGAUUUUCCAGCUCACUCCGUUAGUGGUGAAGGAGUUGGCUAAGGCGAACGCUAGCGAUUCAAAGCCGAUAGUUGUUGUUGUCUCCCCUCUUGUUGCACUAAUGGAGGACCAAGUAAAGGAGGCAGAAAAGUUGGGAGUUUCUGCUGGGCAGCUUGGUGUGCACGAUGACCGUGACGUUUUGGCUGGACGCUUGAGCCUGGUGUUUGGGAGCCCCGAGUCCUGGCUGCUAAACAACAAAUGGCGACGAAUGCUAGGCUCGACCAUAUACCAGGACAACCUCAUUGGUAUCGUCGUGGACGAGGUCCAUGUUACAUACAAAUGGGGCGAGGCUUCCAAAGGCGAGUCGGCAUUCCGAGACAGUUUUGCAAAACUCGGAGAGCUGAGAUCUAUCACCAAGCAGGGUAAACCUGUUUUGGCGCUCACUGCCUCAGCUGACAUCAAGUCCAGAAGCAGAGUCAUCAGACUACUCCAUAUGGACAAUGCCUUUCAAAUCAUCGCUAGUCCCAACAAGACAAACAUCCGUCUCGGAUUCUGCAAGGUGCCCAGCCAUCAAAUGAACUGCCUAGACUGGAUAGUUCAGCAUGUAAAAGACAAGGGUGCAACCAUGCAACCUGUCUUAAUUUACUGUGGUAAUGUACGGGGCUCCAGGGGACCUAGAGGCAAUUGUACAACAAGUGGGCAGAACUGGAAGGGAUGGUCAGCCAUCAUAUGCCAUCCUUUACAACACCGGACAGUAUUUGAAGGUGGAUGAAGAGGUUAAACAACUGCUUGCUGUUGGAAAAAACACGUUUUAGGAAAUCUCUCUAUGCACAUUUUGAAGCAGAACCCAGCUAUGUAGAGCCAUGUCAUCUCUGUUGUACAUACUGUCAGACUGUUUGCUCUUGUUCAUCUGGCACAUGUACAGAACCCACGCCAAAUUAUGAACGGAUUGAAGAUGAACCAAUUAAUCAGAGAUCUAGGUAUGUGGAUGCAAAUGACAAAUCUUUGAUUGCAGAUUUGCUGAAUGACUACAGGGGUAGUUUAAUCAAAUCCUCUAAUCGACUGUACACCUCACAUGCAGCUUGCACUGGAUUCAGUCAGCAACUGGUGGAUGCAGUGUUGACCCAUUGUCAAAACAUAUUUGACCUGUCGUACAAUAUUGCUAACCUUCCUGUGUUUAGAUUGGACGAUGCAAAGAAGAUUUUAACUAUCAUUAGUGAUGUUUUUGGGGAUAUUGAUGUGGAUCUGCAAUAUGAUUCAGGCGGGUAUUUAACUGACCCAGAUCUCUAUUACAGUAACUACUUUGACGAUGAUGAUGCUGUUGUUGAAGAUGCACUUAGUGGACAUGUCAGUAGCUGUGAUGAACAGAACACUUUGAACCACUUUGUGUACCCGUGCAGGAACAUGGUUGGUGUGUCAGUUGUACAUAUUGUUUUAAAUGUGUGUUUAGGUGUAAUUUGUGCUUUUCUACAAAACUGUACAUAUCCAAAAUA